Lathyrus oleraceus (garden pea) is the source of this 873-nucleotide messenger RNA. RefSeq lists its product as uncharacterized. Bases 80 to 577 code for a protein of 165 amino acids. NCBI's taxonomy places the organism in Eukaryota, Viridiplantae, Streptophyta, Magnoliopsida, Fabales, Fabaceae. The transcript has a single exon. The record is from RefSeq and is a predicted model, not a curated record.
UGUAUUUACAACUUUGUUUGAGCUUUGAAUAAUCCUCUGAUAUCAUACUUUUUAGGUUACAUGGGAUCUUCCUGAUUUAAUGACAAAUACAAAAAGGCUGAAUCACUGGCAAAUUGAAAUAUUCCCGGCUAUGUCACUUCCAAUCUCUCUUUCCCCUUUCUUGCCUCAAUACCUAACUUUUCCAAACAACUUUCAAACACCAAAUGUACCAGAAACUAGUACUGCAAGCAUGCAGGGAGCCAGGCAUGAUCAUUUUAGUCACCUCGAAAACAUUCCAUUAGAUAACCCGGCAUUGCAAAAGGAGAGCACCAGUGAGAAGGACUCGCCCUCAAUAUCAAUUUCUACACAACCAUCGGAGAAACUGGAUCAUGCGAAGCCGAACCAGAUUGUGCUUUUAGGACAAAUAAUACAAAUUGACUCGGGAAAUGAAAAUGCUGAGAAGAAAAUCACUAGUUCUUGUUCUGAUCCUCUACAAGACCUGCCAAAACUUUCCUCUGGUGAGAGGCUGGAAUGUGAUCCCGAGAGCCAAUGCAGAAAAGAUACAUUGCCAGGAGAAACAGUGGAGAUUGAAGAUUGAGGUAAGAAUUAGAAAUGAAUAAAGUGUAGUCUCCUCUAGUUCUUCUCUUAGAAAUAUAUCUGUUUCAGUGAAUUCAUCAAAAGAGGCAGGGAGACAGUAGUAUCAGCAAUGAAAGGAAGAAGUCUGAUCAUGUACUGCAACAUAUACGUUGUUGCAAAGUUUGAUUAGGAACAAAUCUGAGUGGAUCCUAUCGGCAUAAUUUCCUAUAAACAUGAUUGGUUUAUAAGAAGUUGUCUAUGUAGUCCAACUCUUGUACACUUUAUUUCAAUUCUCAUUUCAAUUAGCAUUGUAUGCAU